AAGCCGAAGACGAACUUCCUCGGAAGAUUUUCAUCAUCCGAGUCCCAUAAAUAUUCAAAGAGUAAUUAGAAUUCUUAAAUUCAAGACUUCGUUAGGUGCGGCCCAGCCUUAACGACAAGUUUCUGGCAAGCCUCGGUUGGCCUUGGAUAAUACUUGCGUGCAAGUUGAUGUAAUCAAUUGCCGUCGUCUGAAUGUAAUUUAACAGAAAAUCUUGCCGUCAAUUUGAAGUGAAACUUCCAAUCAACUUAACGUCAUUGUCUGACAUAGCUCAGAAUGUAAACUGGCGAAAAAGAUAGCUUGUAUCCGCGCAUGCGUACAUAAAAAUUUAAUUAUGAAAAGGCCUGUUGCACUACGAGGAAAAAUGAAGUUUUUUUUUUUGUAACUUUUUUAAAAAAUAAAAUGAUCUUAUAAUAAAAUGAUCUUUAGAAAUUUUCCAGUUCAAUGGCUCUUAGUGAUAAUUUUAGUAGUUAUUAUUCUAUUCUUCAAAAUAAAGUUAGAAUCAUUAAAAGAUGAGAAUAAAAUGUUGAUUAGUGAACUUACAAAAAUUCAAGACUUUACCAAAAAUCAAAAAAGUUCAAAAAGUGAUACAAAAUUAGAAAAAUUUGAAGACACCAUAAUUAUAUAUAACAGAGUUCCAAAGACUGGGUCUACUAGCUUUGUCGGUGUAGUGUACGAUUUGUGUAAAAAAAAUAAAUUUCAUACGCUACACAUAAAUAUUACUAAUAAUAUGCAUACAUUUACACUUUAUAACCAGAUUCAGUUUGUCAACAAUAUUACACGGUGGAAUAUAAUGAAGCCUGCUUUUUAUCAUGGCCACAUGGCUUUUUUAAAUUUUAAUAAGUUCGGAGUGAAACAAGUACCUUUAUAUCUCAAUUUAUUGAGGAAACCACUUGAUAGAUUUAUUUCUUACUAUUAUUUUCUACGCUACGGAGACAAUUUUCGACCACAUCUUCUCAGGAAGAAGUAUGGUGACACUAAGACAUUUGAUGAAUGUGUUAAAGCUGGCCAAACUGACUGUGAUCCUAACAGCAUGUGGUUACAAAUACCAUUUUUAUGUGGUCAUGAACCUGGAUGUUGGGAAGUUGGUAAUCCAUGGGCUCUGGAGGAAGCGAAAAGAAAUUUAGCAAAUAAUUACUUCCUCGUCGGAGUAACUGAAGAAUUAGAUGAAUUUGUACAAAUUUUACAAAUCGUACUUCCUGAUUUUUUCCGAGGAGCUCAUAAUUUAUUUUCUCAUAGCGAUAAAUCACAUUUGCGAAAAACUACUCAAAAAAUAGAACCUCUUCCAGAAACGGUGAAAAUAAUUCAAAAUUCUACUGUUUGGAAAAUGGAAAACGAACUAUAUAAUUUUGCUGUUUCUUACUUCCAUGCUGUAAAAAAACGUUUAAUAAAUGCUUCUUUACAAGACUUAAACCAACAUUUUAUGUAUGAAAAAAUACGACCAAAAUGAAUCAAUUUUUAAAAAAAUGUCUUAGCGCAAACAUAUGUACAGGAUAUAAACCUUGAGGCAAAUGGAGUUGUUCUUGUUCUUUAAUGCAAAUCAAAUUGGCAGAUUGAAAUACUUUUUUCAGAUUGUCAUAUGGCCUAGUAAAAGAAGAAUCUUGAACAUCGACUUCAAUUUUAUUAGAACUUGUUACAUUUUCUUUUACAAUUAUCAUUCCAUUAGUUUUCAGUGCGUUGCUACAAGUCAAAUAAUUAUGAUUAGUUUACCAGAAAUGUUACAUAAAAGUAUUUUUAAUAUAAU
Molecule: messenger RNA, 1741 nt
Organism: Microplitis mediator
Lineage: Eukaryota; Metazoa; Arthropoda; Insecta; Hymenoptera; Braconidae
Gene: Hs2st
Product: heparin sulfate O-sulfotransferase
Exons: 7
Coding region: 416-1447 (343 amino acids)
Cellular component (GO): membrane
Molecular function (GO): heparan sulfate 2-sulfotransferase activity
Source: RefSeq, a predicted model, not a curated record